GUCGAUUAAAUGGUAUUGUUUCAUAAGAUCUUGUUGUUUUUUAAUUAAAUAUUUUAAAUAAAAAGAGUCAACAUGGAACAAAAGCUGUACAAAAAGAGGUUGAAGUAUGAAUCUAUUUUAAAAAAGGAUUUGGAUAUUGAUGCUAGUUCUAGUCCAACUACGGUAAGAAAUUUAAAAAUGCAUUUCUUAUUGUCAUUUAUUCGGUUUAAAAUACUAGUGUAUAUUAUACUAUGUAUGGGUAAUGUAAUAUGCCUAUACUUUGAAUUAUUUAAAAUAAUUAAUAUAGGCACCUAUAAAAUUAAAAUAUAAUGUAAUCAUGAAUUAAAUAAACACAAUAUCCAUACAUUUUAAAGUCUUUGAAUACUUUGCUACCGAGUCUCUUUUUCAUAUCGAUGGUUACUUUGCUGGUGGCAUUGAAAACUUAAAGCGUAAUAAUAAUGUAUUGAUACAUUCGGGCUAAUUGAAUUACAAGCAAGUUUUCAUAUUGAAAUAGUACAUUAUUUUAAUGAAUUAUCAAAUAUUAAUUAAUUUAUAUAAAUCAUUUCAGCUAUAGGUAUCUAUAGGAUUUUGUGAGAGAAAAUUUAAUCAUACUACUUUGAUCUACUAUUGAUAAAUAAAAUCAAAAAUAAUUUCUAUUAGAAAAUAGUUAUGAUUAAUAUUUAUUAUAUUUAUUUAGGUAAUAAUAUAUAUGUAGAUACAGAAUUAAUUAAUUAAAACUGAGUUUAUAAUAAAUUUAAAUUAUUAAAAUUAUAAACUAAUUGAUGAAUAUGUUUAUUAUUUCUCAGAACUUAAUGGUGUGCAAUUAUGGUCUAGUAAAUGGUCUUAGUAGAAAGGAUGUUUUGCAAGUUUUUUCUCGGUAUGGUACAGUAGAUUGCAUAAUUAUGGUACCUCAUAAAUCAUAUUGUUUUAUUUGUUAUGCCAACAUACAAGAAGCAAUAUCUGCGUAUGCUAAAGUAAAUGGGAAAAUGAAUACUCUUUCUGAUCAACAAAUUUUGUAUUUAAUUUAUACAAACUCAGGUAAGUCGUGUUUUUCAUUACUUAUAUCAAAAUAUAUUUAUAAUAAGUAUAUAUUUUCGCGUUUUACAUUUUGACUGUGAUAUACCUGAUGAUAAAUUUUUUUAAUUUGAAAACCAGCAGUGUAAUACACUUAUCAUAAUACCCCUGACGAUGCAUUGAUUCAUUUAUUUAUUUUAUUUAUAUAUAUAUUUAUUUACUUUAUAUAUAUUUUCAAUUAUAGUUCCAAAAUCGGUAAAAAUUGUAUCUAAUUCACCUCCUGGUUUAGAAAUUAUCGACAAUUUUAUUGAAGAAAAUGAAGAAAAUUUUCUGUUGCUAUAUUUUAAAGAACAUUGGUCCGAAUCAAGUAAUAUCAUCUUUAAUUAUGUACAUUUAGUAACUUUUAACAAUAUAAUUGUAUUUGUAGGUACUAUGAAACAUCGACAAGUAAAGCACUAUGGAUAUGAAUUUGAUUAUGAUAACAAUGGAGUUCGAUAUGAUACAUGUGAUCCUAUUCCAAAAGAAUUUAAUUUAAUUUUAAAUGCCAUUCAAUCUCGUUUAAAAUGGUGUCCCAAUCAAAUAACAGUUAAUAAAUAUUUACCCGGACAAGGUAAUAAAAUUUUAAAACACAAAAACUAAAAUAAUAUUUUUAUCAAGUUUACUAAAUUUUUCUAUUUAAUGUAAUUUGUGUCAAGCCUUUGACGAGAUAUUCCACUUUUAAUGGGUUAGAAGAGAGUAGUGAUGUAUUUUAACACUGCGGCCUGUACUGCCGCCACACAAAUGAUACUCCACUACUCUCCUCCAACCCAAACUUAAAAGUGAAAUAUCUUGUUAAACAAUCUGCGGAAAUAAAAAAUUUCAAGACUCAAAUUCAUUUUGACUAAUACGCCAUUUAUUUAUGUUAUUUUUAAUAUAGGUUGCCAUUUGAAAAUAAAGUAGGUAGUGGUUUUAGCCCCAAAAAUAAGGGUAAAAAAAAUAACAUGAAUAUAAAAUUGUAGAUCUGAUUGUUUCUUAAAUGUUCAAGAAAAUAAAUUCCGAAAAAUUUAAUACUUUCCGAGACGAUGAGUGUACCCACUUAAAUGGAUCAUCCGGUAUUAAUAAUUGUAUUGCUAUUAAAAACUGUAAUAAUACAAUAUCAGUUUAUAUCAGUAUUAUGUUAAAUGUAAAUAUGAGUAUACAUAUUGAGUUUUAAUGUUAAAUUUAAACUAAUUACUUUUAGGAAACAACUUUAAAAUGUAAAAUUACAAACUAAUGCAAUUUCUGUAUACUCGGCACAUUUUAAGAUCAUAACCGGUCGCGCCUUCGAAAUGACUUCCUCCACUGCACCGCUCGCCAUAGUGGCAGUUACCGGUUUUGUAUACGGAAUGGACAAGCACGGGUUUAUAAAACAAUAGAACUCACUCCACCACACUGUAUAGCCGAUUUUAUGACGGCACUGUUAUGAGACACAUGUCACACAAACAAUACAACUAUAUCACCCUACCACGUUGUAUAAUUAUUUUAUAUAUAUAUUAUUUAAAUUAAAAUUUUUUUAUUUUUAGAAAAAUCCAAUAGAUCCUUCACUUUAUUGAUAAUCUAAAAAUUAAAAAACGAAUAUUAAUAUAAAAGAAAGUCUUUUAAAAUAGUAUUAUAUGGUUAAAUCAAAGUAUUUAUUUUAAAGAUUAUACAUGUUAAUUGUAAUUUUAUUUUGAACCACAAUAUUACAAUCAUUAAAAAUAAUUAUUAUGAAUAUUUAAAUAUAUAUACAAUGAAAUAAAAUAAAAAAUAUUUUAAAAGUAUUAUACAAAUUUACAAAUAAUUAGGUACAUAAUUAAAUUAAUCGUCUUCGUCAUCAGAUGAGUAUCUUGAUUCACCAAUUGAUAGAAUAUGAUGUGAAUCAGGCUGGACUUCAUCUAUCAGCUCGUCACAAAUGAAGUCAAAAUCCCAAAACUUCUGUUCCUCGUUCUUCACGUGUCUUAUGGAAGACUGCCAAUCUUCUGGUUUUACCCUGUCAAUGGCUUGGUGAAGCAGAUGUUUGACAUUAAAGGUUUUAUUUGUAGUGUUGGAUUUUACAUAUGACUUCACCAUUGACCACACAAAUUCGAUCGCAUUUAGCUCGUAAUGGUAAGGGGGCAGUCUUAAAACCAUUUUUCCAGCAUUUUUGGCCAUCUCAUCAAUUAUGUACGAGUUGUACCUAAAAGAUAAAUAAAAAUAUUAAAAAUUUAUAAUUUGAGUAAUUUAUAUUUUAAUCAUUACUUUGAUUUUAAACGUUGGACAAUUUCCAUGAGGUCAUUUUUGAUAAGUUGUGUGGGGUCAAUUUCUUCACCUUUAGACACUAGCCAUUCUACUAUGUCUGCCUUUUUCCAAUUUAUCGUAGGAAUUUUUUCUUUUUUCACCGAGUGAUAUGAUGCAUUAUCUAAUACAAUCACAGCAUUGUUUUCUAAAAGAGGCAAUAUUUCUUCAAACCAUUUUUGAAAUGUUUGACUAGUCAUUUCUUUAUGAUAAUCUGAUGAAUUUUUUUUUGACUGGAAACACAAUAGACCACCUGGUACAAAACCAGCUGCAGACCCAAUGUGUGCAACAAUUAACUUUGUACCUUUGCCAGUUGGGUUUUGAGGGACAAUAGAUAGACUUUGCAGGAAUGCCAUUUUCCUUGACGUAAUGGUUUUGUCAAUCCAUUCAUUAUUUACACCAUUACAGAUGUUGAGCAAAAUUUCAUCGAGGUAAUAUAUGGGUCUACCUUCUUCUCGAAAACGACGUAUUGAAGUUAUAAAUUGUCUUCUCCAGCUUAUAAGGUCUCUUUUUUCUGUUAAAAUACUAUUUCUCUUUGUUAAUUUAAAAUCUAAGCUCUUCAAAAUUUUCCUUAACGAGGUUUCCUUCAUAUUUGGCAAUGCAUUGUCUUUGUUUAUAGCAGUUAAUACCUUCGCAAGUGUCGGUAGCUCUUUAUUAUGCCAAAAUGAAUGCACUUUUCUCCUGAUAGCGUUCUUGUCAAAAUUGUCUAUUUUAUCCGCAACACCCGGUCUAUUUUUUUUUCUGUUGGGUAAAGUCACAGUCUUCGUUUGCAUGUAUUUAUAGACUGUGGUUUGCACCUUAUUCAAUCCAAUACCAAGUGUAUCGGAAAUACGUUUCAUCAAAUCGUGAUAAUUAAUUUUGUUGUUUUCUGUUUGUAAUUGUUUAUAAUAAUUGAUAAUCAUACGUUUUCGUGAACUGCUAACAGGCUGAAAAUAUAAAAAUAUUAACUAUUAUUGAAAUGAUACAAAUAAACAUUUUGUUAGUUAAUGGUAUUGCUAAUUGUUUUAAAUAUAUUUUUAAAUUAUCAAUUUUAAAUAAUUGUUUUGAAAACAAUAUUUUCAUCGAAAAAUAUACUAUUUUUUUUAUAGCCCAAUAUAUUUCGUCCAAACCGUAAAGGAAAUAAUAUUUUGUAAUAAAAAUACGUUUCGGUUAAAACAUUAUUAACCUACAAAAUUUUGAUGUAAAUCUUAUCGUGAUUUUCAUUGUUAAAUAAAAAAUAUUACUAUAAAAUUUUUUCGAUUUACUUUGCCAUGAAGAUUCUUCUUCCGUGGGGAAAUGAAUGUUGUAGCCUUCUCAUCAGACAUAUUUCACGGAGUAAUUAACUAGCGCGUACAGAGCACAACUAAAUAAGCGUGUGGAACAAAAUCAUACGAGUGCGUACACUGUUAAAAUAACAAUAUUAAACUGAUAAACCUUUACAGCACAAUGUAGGCGAUUCACAUUGGCAACAGCGCUAUACAACUGUAAACAGAUGUUUGGAGAACCAAUGAAAAUUCGGCUGCGCCUAACGAACGUUAAACAGUCCGCCGCCCGGUCAUGAUUUUAACGUGCGCAGAGUAUAUUUACAAUUCAUUUGUUAAUUUUUCGAUAUCAGCUUGCAAACAUGUGACUGUAUGUAGUAUAGAAUGUAAAUGCUCAUUGCUAAUGUAUGAAGACUAUAUAUAAAACAUCUAUUACAUUGAUAAUGAAUCUUUGAUUGAGUUCUCAACUUUAAAGACCUUGGCGUUUUCUUUCGACAGUAAAUUAACCAUUAAUAUGCAUGUGAACUAUAUAAAAAACAAAUCGUUGAAACAGCUUGGUUUUAUCAAAUUUUCCUAUGGAAACUUCAAUAACACAAAUGCUCUUUGUCUUAUUUAUAUUUCCUUUGUCAGAUCUUGAUUCUUGAUUCUUGAUUCAGAUCAGAUUGUACUCUUGAUUAUUGUUCUAUCAUAUGAUCUCCAUUCUCUCUCAAACAUAAAUCGUCAUUGGAAGCUGUGCAAAACAAAUUUUUAAGUUUUCUUUGUUAUCAUUGUAAUAUCCUUCGUGUUCCCUAUUCUUAUUUAACCCGUUUAACUAUUUAAAUAUUUACUUUUUCUGUACUUCACAAUAUAUGUGCCUAUAUUUACAUUGAUAUUUUAAUUUUAUACAUUAUACUGAUAAUCAUAAUUUAAUUAUGUUAAUAAAACUAAAUUAUGGAUAUUAUUGAAUCAGAAAAAUUAAACAUAUUUUUAAGGGCCAUAAAAAAUUUGCUUCACGGACCACAUGUGACAACUGUGUGCUGCAAGUUGCCAAUCCUUGCAUUAUAGGAAUUAAUGUUUGUUUUUCAAAUUUUUUAAAAUUUAAAAAUUUUCUUUCAACAUUUUGAUGGCCACUUUAUUGAUAAGACUUCCCCUAAUCUACUGACUGAUACUUAUUUAAUGAAAAGGGGUAUAGCCGUUUUUUAUGAAUAAAUGUAUAGUUUUAAGCCAUAAAGCCACACAAAAUUUUGUUCUAUAGGAAUUACUUUUGGCACAUUUUAAUUUUGAAAGCACAUUAUGAUUUGUUAAAAAAUAUUCAAAAAUAUAAACAAAUUUUUUUAUAAGAUUUUUAAUUAAAAAAAAAUACAUUUCUAUUCCCAAUAUAUGAGUAUUCUAGUAAAGAACCGUAAUCCAUUUUAAAAAUUGAAAUUCGUCAAAACAUAAUUCCUACACUUUUGUCUGGCUUUUACAUCUAAAUAACUACUUUACAUAAAGUUUACAUGAAGUUGCAUGUGGCUGUUAUGUGUUAUUGUAAUUGGGAACAAUUUAAUUUUUGACUUACUAAUUUGUAUACUAAUAUUGUUUCAAUGAACUACUAUAGUGAAAUCGAGCUUUUUUAUAUUAUAAUAAUACAAUGUAUUUAUUUUAAUUUUUUCAGGUAUUCCAAGUCAUACAGACACUCGUGGCGUGUUUGAUGAUUAUAUUGUAUCUCUAUCGUUAGGUUCUGAUAUUGUUAUGGAGUUUAGGAAAGAUAACUAUCAUAAUAGUGUCCUGCUUAAGUCAAAAUCCCUUUUAGUUAUGUCUGGUGAAUCAAGAUUUAAUUGGACUCAUGGUAUUACUCCUCGAAAAUUUGAUGUGAUUAACACUGUAAAUGGUCCUGAUGUCUUAUGCCGAGGAACUAGAAUUUCUGUAACAUUUAGACGAGUAAUUCAGAAUCAGGUAAAUGUUAAAGCAAAUGAAAUAUAUUCAAUUAGGUAUCAAUUAUACAAACUAUUUAUCUUUUUGUUUUUUUUUUCAGCAAAAUUUUAAAUACUAUAAUAAUAUUAAUACUUCUUCCUUAUCUUGUUGGCCCAUUGAGAGCCAUUACUGCCAUCACGAAACCUUACCAUUUCUAUCUGUCAUAUUAUGCAUUGGUAAAAGUCGAAUCUUCUUUUACAUUUUUGAUGUCUUGAGCUAUAACAUCAAUCUAUCAGGUUCUUAGUCUUCCUAAUGGACACUUUCUGUUUAUAUUGUAUACUAGAAUUUCUUUCAUUACUUGUCCAUCUGCUCUCCCAUACAUGACCAAAUCAUUCCAGUCAUUUGCUUUUUAUGAUAUAACAAGGCUCACGUCAUAAACUUAUGCAGCUCGCAUCUUAUCGUAAGAUACAAAACAUUUUUACUAAUUUUUACUAAAAUGUUUUUUGUUAAAUAUACCACAUCAGUAUAUGGGCACUUUGCUCAAGCAAUAUUAAACGCCAUACAAAAAAUAGUUUCAGUAGUUAUUUCAGUUUCCUUGAAAAUACCGACAUGACAUAAGUUUGUUUAUUUAAUUUUAAUUUCAUUGUACUUAAUUUAUUUUUUCUCAACUCAAAACCGGUAGGAAAUUUGUUACUAAACAAACUGUGAUUUGUUUCAUAAUGGCGUUUUAAAUCACUCACAUUAAAUUGUGAUAAUUGGAAUUGACAGAUGAGACAAAAUGGUUUACUGUUUCGUUCUAUGAAAAAGAACUCUUCUUCCCAGUGUAAUUUGAAUUCUCUAUGUUCUUCUUCGUACUUGCGUUUCUUAGACAUGAUAAUUAUUUUAUUAAUAUUAUGGUGAUACACUCAUGACAUCGAACAGCACUAUGAAGACAUAUCCAUAUAUAUUUAUGAUAGUAUUUAUAAAGACAAAAUUAAGAUAAAAUUUAAUCUGACAUUAUUAUACGUUAUUAUGUUAUUUCACAUUCUAUACAUUUUAUUAUAUUUGAUAUCUUAUCUUAUUUAUUAUAUUAAUAAGACCUUUUUUUUCAUUUUGGCUCUUCCAUAUUUAUGAAUAUAUUGGGCGGCUCGCAAGUCUCUCCUCGUUGAACACCCCAGUGAUAUAAUAUUUGGCCUGUUAUAUAAUUCCUUUAAUUCUAGAUUUUUCCAUCUUUCAUAUUAUGUUUGCAACUCUACAUUGUAUCUUGAACCGUAUAUAUUUCUCGGUACCUUUCUUUCAAGGGUAAUUAAAUAUCUGCUGUCACUUUUGGUUAGUAACUAUGUUUCGCUCAUGUAUAUGACUUCUGGUUAUAGAUAGCUUAAGUACAGGUGUCUUUGAAUUCUGUGACAGUAGUUUUGAUUCAAGGAGUUUCAAUGUUAAUACUUUCAAUAAUAGUUAAUGAUUUAAAUAAAAGUUAAUUUAUUAAAUCUACCUCACCCUGGGAAAUAAUUAACUUAGAUAACUGGUGCGUUAUGCCUCUUCUACUAUUUAUAAUAUUAUAUGUUCAGUAUUAAUAAUACUAAUUAUUUAAUUUUUUAGGCCAAAGAAAAUUUAUAUGAAGUAUUAGGCUGUGAUAAAACAACUUCUUUUGAGACUCUAAAAGAAAAUUAUAGAAAAUUACUUAUAAAAUUUCAUCCAGAUAAAAGCAUUUCUUCAUCAACAACAGCUGCUUGUGCCGAAUUGAAUAAAGCAUGGAAUGUUCUUAAAGAUCCAGAUGCUAAAAAAGCGUAUGACGAACAAAUAGAACAGAGUGAUAUUGAUACAGAAGUAACAGUUUUUGAAACUCUGAACGUUAGUGACUUAGAAAAUAAUGAAAUGAGUGAUACAUUGUCCUACAGAUGUCGAUGUGGAGGUUCAUUUUUAGUACCAAAAUCAAUAGUUCUUAAUGUAGAUCAAAUAGAGCCAAUAUUAUUUCCUUGUGAUGAUUGUUCUUUAUUUAUUAAAAUUAUACUACCAAACAUUGGUGUAUGAGUAAAAAAUUGACUUUAAUUU
Molecule: messenger RNA, 8408 nt
Organism: Cinara cedri
Lineage: Eukaryota; Metazoa; Arthropoda; Insecta; Hemiptera; Aphididae
Source: the annotation of a GenBank genome assembly